This is a messenger RNA of Annulohypoxylon maeteangense, 3212 nucleotides long. RefSeq names its product S-adenosyl-L-methionine-dependent methyltransferase. Gene Ontology annotation, biological process: tRNA methylation. Bases 44 to 2632 code for a protein of 862 amino acids. Gene Ontology annotation, molecular function: tRNA binding; tRNA (cytidine-N5)-methyltransferase activity. The transcript has 2 exons. Gene Ontology annotation, cellular component: cytoplasm; nucleus. Lineage: Eukaryota; Fungi; Ascomycota; Sordariomycetes; Xylariales; Hypoxylaceae. The record is from RefSeq and is a predicted model, not a curated record.
UUUGAGAGUUCUUUACUCAAACAACGUUUUCCAAUAUUUGAAGAUGGGUAGAAAGAAGUUUCGAGGUGGUCGCAAAGGCGCAUCCAAUCGCGCUCCUCGCGGGGACGCUCCUGUCCCGUAUCGAUCAUACAGUGAUAUUAUAAAAGAGAAUAAAAACUUGGAGAAGUACUACAAUUCCGCGCUACCUAUCGAUGAUUCGGAGAGAUCUGAAUUCUGGGAUGCUCUAAAGAGAGAACUCCCCAAUUCCUUCCGCUUUUGUGGAUCUAAAGGUCAUGCCCUCGCUGUCAAACGACUUCUCGAGACAAGAUACGUCCCCGAAAUCGUCACGAUUGAGCGCUACGAUGGCGAACCUGUACAGGCUCCUCAGCCGGUUACAUGGUACCCUGACCAACUCGCCUAUUCUAUGAACACCCCAAAGCAUGUCAUCCGCAAGUUCCCACCUUUUGCCGCCUUUCAGAAGUUCUUGGUCUCCGAGACUAGUGUCGGCAAUAUAAGUAGACAGGAGGUUGUUAGCAUGAUCCCUCCAUUGCUGAUGGAUGUCGAGCCUGGAAUGACGGUUUUGGAUCUAUGUGCGGCACCUGGAAGCAAAGCCGCCCAGUUACUCGAGAUGGUCCACUCCGGGGAGGAGGGUAGAAUUCGGAAAUUCAUGCAAUCGUUCGGCGAUGCCAAGCCGCAGGCUGGCAAUGAAGAAGAUGUUGAUCUUUCGGUAGAUGCUGGCGAUGAUGGCCGUGCGACUGGACUGCUCAUUGCCAAUGAUGCAGAUUAUAAGAGGAGUCACAUGCUCGUCCACCAGCUUAAGCGACUUUCUUCCCCAAACAUGCUCGUCACAAAUCACGACGCAACUCUUUACCCAGCCAUCAAACUACCACGAGACCCAAACCGUCCCGAGAAAGGCCAAUACCUAAGAUUCGACAGAAUUCUCGCAGAUGUACCUUGUUCGGGUGAUGGAACGCUGAGAAAGAACGUCAACUUAUGGAAGGAUUGGCAGCCGGGUAAUGCACUAGGGCUCCAUGUUACACAAGUUCGGAUCCUAGUCCGCGCCCUUCAGAUGCUGAAAGUCGGUGGCAGAGUUGUCUACUCAACCUGCAGCAUGAACCCCGUCGAGAACGAAGCUGUAGUCGUCUCCGCGAUCGAACGCUGCGGAGGCCCCGACAAGAUUGAUAUUAUCGACUGCAAAGAAAGACUUCCCGGGCUCAAGCGAAGCCCUGGAAUGCACCAAUGGCAGAUUAUCGAUAAAUCUGGCCGUAUCUGGAGUAGUUGGGAGGAGGUACAACACCAUGUCUUGACAACUGAAAGUCAGUUACCCGGCAAACUCUCGGAAACGAUGUUUGCUAGGCCAGACACUAGCGAUUGUUCCACUCUCCCGUUAGAUCGUUGCAUGCGAGUCUACGCUCAUCAGCAAGACACAGGCGGAUUUUUCAUCACGGUGCUAGAGAAGAAGGAGGAAUUUAGAGCCAAACCAGAGACGAAGACCCGGGUCCCGAACACGGCGACCGGUGUCAAUGUUGUCGAAGAGGCUGAUGCUGAGAUCAAGAUGGAAGUUGAAGAAGAAAAGGCCGCGCUGGGUGAGCCGACUGACGUUAUCCCGACAGUAGGAUCCAAGAGGACUUUAGAGGAUGAUGAGGCGGAGACGAAACCCGACGCCAAGAAACAAAAGACUGAAUCUCCCCCUGCCGAAAAACUCGAGGCUGAAGCUCCUGCUGAGACUGAACAGCCUCCAGCAGACACUCCCUUGGAAACUUCUUUGGAAACUAAGACAGAGGAAGUCAAACCGAAGACGGAGGCCACUCCCAAGAAUGGUGCUCAACCUGAUAAACGAGUUAAACCGUCGGAUGGAAACUAUGAGGAGCCCUUCAAAUACUUACCACCGGAUCACACUGUCAUCCAAGAUAUUCAGAAAUUCUACAAGAUAUCAUCUCGUUUCCCCGCGGACCGUUUCAUGGUACGAAACGCUACUGGUGAGCCUGCAAAGGCCAUCUACUACACGAGUGCUCUACUUAGAGAUAUCCUCACCGAAAACGAGGGUCGUGGCGUCAAAUUCGUGCAUGGAGGCGUCAAGAUGUUCAUGAAGCAAGAUGCACCGUCUGCCGAGGUUUGCAGAUGGCGGAUACAAUCGGAAGGCAUGCCCAUCAUCGAAGGAUAUGUCGGACCUGACCGUAUUAUACGGUUAACAAACAAGGAGACAUUCCACAAGCUUUUGAAAGAAAUGUUCCCUAAAUUCAUCGACGAAGAUUGGAAGAAAUUGAAUGAGAUUGGAGAACGCGCGAAAGAUAUCGGAAUGGGUUGCUGUCUACUUGUUAUCGAACCGGACGGAAGCGACCCCGAUUUCUCUGAGCGUAUGGUCCUCCCAUUGUGGAAGAGCUUCCAUUCCCUAAACCUUAUGCUCCCGAAGGAGGAUAGGUCCGCAAUGCUACUUCGUGUCUUCAAUGACACAUCCCCUGUCAUCAACCAGACGCUGAAGGAGGCAGCAAAGAAAGAAGCUGAGACCGCAGCUGCGGCUGUCGAUUCCGAAACAAAGGAUGAAACCUUGGAAGAUGCCCCGGUGGCCGAGGAAGCAAAUGGAGAAAACGAGGUAUCUGAGCAGCCAGAGGAGGCUGAGGCAGAAGCUGGACCGGCUACGGGAAGUGCCUAAGGAUAUGAUGAGCUGGUUGUGGAAUAGUACAUCAACGUUGGCAUUGCAUCCAUCCACCACACGAGUUCUACUUGAAAUAUGUCCACUCUCACUCGGACAUCGACCAUAACAGAUCACCAACACUACAACAGGCGUUCCAUGAGGGCAUACGAGGUAUUGGAAGGCGUGCUGAGAGAGGGGUUCAUGGCAAUUCUAAAGCGAUCCUUACAGUUACGGAACUGGAGAAAAACAGCGUGAGCUAAAAAUUGGGGAAGUUGGCAUUUUCAUUUGCUUUUAGGUCGUUAUACGGGUCGGCACUAGGUGUACAACAGAUCGCUUGAGCUUUUAUCAAUAGGUAUACAAAAAACUGCCCUUGGGGACAUCUACAUAUGUUUGUUAUCACUCCCCAUCUAGUAGCCCCACAGUCCAGUGUAUAAUUCUAUCGACACCUUGUCCGUGGAUAGCACUCACGGGUAUCGCAGCACAGUCGCUUAUCCACGCACCCUCAACCAUACUCGGAUGCGGCUCUCGCCGGUCCGUCACAGCGUCGAGGUACUCCUUCAGCCGCGCGUAGUUCUCCUGGGUUCCGGGCAAAUCGCCC